This is a messenger RNA of Colletotrichum phormii, 1101 nucleotides long. RefSeq names its product NAD-dependent epimerase/dehydratase. The coding region runs from base 1 to 972 and encodes 323 amino acids. The record is from RefSeq and is a predicted model, not a curated record. Lineage: Eukaryota; Fungi; Ascomycota; Sordariomycetes; Glomerellales; Glomerellaceae. The transcript has 3 exons.
AUGCGGGGUUGCAAGCGUUGCCACCCGGACUUCUUCCCGGUGCGGAGAUCUUUGCCCGGACAGAAUUCGGAGAAAGGUCAUGUUGAAGGCCAGGAACUCAUCACUGCCCUCCUUCUAUCAUCACCGUCGUCUCAUCUUACAGCAACAGAUAUCACGGCCCCUCUGAUUCCGCCCCAGGCCCUUUCUCACACAUCCCGCAUAACGUCACUCCAAACAGACCUCACUUCACCGGAGGCCGUUGCUUCCCUACUUACGAACCGCCCGCGAUUCAGCGCAAUCUACCUUCUUCAUGGCAUCAUGUCCGGAGGCGCGAAAACAAAUCUUGAACUAGGUCUUGCCGUGAAUCUCGACAGCCACCGUCUCAUCCUCGACGCCUUGCGCCAAGAAACAUCGCCGCAUCGCGGAACUGUUGUGGUAUUCCCCAGUUCAUUGGCGUCCUCGUACGGCACGCAGAAGCUGAUAAUUGAGACGCUGCUGGGAGAUUACUCACGCCGUGGACUCUUGGACGGACGGAUCGUGCGGCUGCCUACCAUCAUCGUCCGUCCGGGCGCCCCGAGCGCUGCGGCUUCUUCCUUUGCUUCGGGUAUUGUGAGAGAGUCACUCAAGGGCGAGGAAAAUAUCUUACCUGUGGGGCCGGAGCUGCCCAUGUGGGUGUGCUCACCAAAGACGGUGGUUAAAAAUCUUGUGGACGUCAAGGGCAUUCCCCGUGAGAAGUUUGGGAUUUCGAGGGUCCUCAAUUUUCCCGGCGUCACUGUCACUGUGGCAGACAUCUUGAAUGCAUUAGAGGCUGUAGGAGGAACAACAGCAAGAAACCUAGUUCGUGAAGAGAGGAGCCCGCAGAUCGAAGCCUUUGUGGGGAGUUGGCCGGCGUAUUUCGAUGUUUCCAAGGCCCUCGGUCUCGGCCUCUCUCAGGAUGGGGAUCUGGUAACCACAGUCAAGGACUUUGCAGAGCGCCUUCGGGCGGUUGUUUAGAUCUCUUUCUUCCUGGCGUGGGUGGUCAAUCUCAUGGCAUUUCCUAUGUACAUCUCUGAGGAGAUCAUCUAGGAGUAACGUACAUGAUAAGCGAGUGGGCCAGACAAGCGAGUGGGCCACCCAACCGCC